AUGAGCAGCGCCAUGAAGCUGCAGGAGAGGGUCAUCGUGCCGAGGACGGCAUGGAAGCUCGCCGACAUCUUCAUCCUCUGCCUCCUCUUCGCCCUCCUGUUCUGCCGUGUGGUGUCCCUGGGAGAGGGCGGCGCCGGCGCCGCCUCGGUGGCCGCACUCGUCUGCGAGGCAUGGUUCACCUUUGUGUGGAUCCUCAACAUGAACAUGAAGUGGAACCCCGUUCGGUUCCACACGUACCCUGAAAACCUCUCACAAAGGAUGGACGAGCUCCCGGCGGUGGACAUGUUGGUGACCACCGCGGACCCGGAGCUGGAGCCGCCGCUGAUGACGGUGAACACGGUUCUCUCCUUGCUCGCCGUGGACUAUCCGGACGUCGACAAGCUCGCGUGCUACGUCUCCGACAACGGCUGCUCGCCGGUAACGUGCUACGCGCUGCGCGAGGCCGCCCGGUUCGCGGGGCUGUGGGUGCCCUUCUGCAAGAGGCACGGCGUGGGAGUGAGGGCCCCUUUCAUGUACUUCGCUUCCAGACCGGAACCUGAGCUCGCCCGCGACAACUUCUCGGACGACUGGACCUUCAUCAAGAGCGAGUAUGACAAGUUAGUCAGCCGGAUUGAGAGCGCGGACGAGGGGUCUCUUCUCCGGCACGAUGACGCCGGCGAGUUCACGGAGUUCAUGGAGGCCGAGCGCGGGGACCAUCCUGCCAUCGUUAAGGUCGUCACGUACACCAAGCCACAACCACAUGCCACAUGGAUUCGCACGUAA
Molecule: messenger RNA, 762 nt
Organism: Triticum turgidum subsp. durum (durum wheat)
Lineage: Eukaryota; Viridiplantae; Streptophyta; Magnoliopsida; Poales; Poaceae
Source: the annotation of a GenBank genome assembly